ACUAGCUGAAAAAAUGGCUGAAAUCCUAGUGUGUGUGUGAAGGAAACAGUGUGAGAAAAAUUUGCGUUUGCUACCAAUUCGGAAAUAACGGAGUUGCGGCGUCAAAAUCGGACUCCAUUGCCCCCUGUCCACCGCAGCUGCCACGCCCACGAUUUCCUUCGAAGGCGGCGACGGGACAAACGUCAGUCGGAACGUCCGAAAAUUGGCAAUUGAUGCAACUCUCGGCACUCGGCUAUCCACUCACAGCGGCCUGCAAUUACAGACAAGCCAGGCCAGAAACUGAAUCCACCAACUCCGGCGGGUUAUCAUAUCGAAAUGUGGCUACCAGGCCGAGCAGAGAAACUACCAGGCGCGGAUAACUAGAUGAAAAUUGAGCGACGAGCACUCCCUAUAUGUAAUAUAUAUGUAAUACACACGCGCCUGCCCCGCCGACAGUGUACACACAUCAAUAUAUCGGCUUGAUACACACAUACGCAGUUGCAUCAGCAUGUCCGACCGUGAUUCCGAUUCCGAAUCCGACGCUGGCCCGCCCGUGAAUCAGCAGCGGGCACAGCGGAACCGGCGCUUCAUCAUGCGGAUCGAGUUCAAGGACUCGGACACGGCCUCGGAUCGCGACCUGGACGAACUGCCUUCUUGUUCAACGGCGACGAGGCUGCGACGCAGCGCCCGCCGCCAAGAAGUGGACUCGGAAUCGGACGCCGUCCCCUGGAAGUCCACCCGCAAGCUUCGCAGUCGCCAUGGACCGCAAAGUGACUGUUCGUCCAGCGGCAGCGAGAUCAACCAACGGCCCAAGCGCAUCAGCAAGCGGAAAAAAUUAGAAUCCUACCAUGAGGAGGAGCAGGAGCAGGCGAAGGCGCCCAGUGCUUCUGGCAGACUGCAGCCCACGACUGCUGAGCCCGAUCCCGGUUUCAGUUCCGACAGCAGCAGCAACGAUCUGCUGGAGAAGUGCCCCAUUUGUCUGCUUACCUUCCGGCAGCAGGAGAUCGGCACGCCAGCCACCUGCGAGCACAUCUUCUGCGCUGCCUGCAUAGACGCCUGGUCCCGAAAUGUUCAGACCUGUCCGAUUGACCGCAUCUCGUUCGACCGGAUUGUGGUGCGGGAGUCCUACGCUAGUCGCCAGGUGGUGCGGGAAGUCCGGGUGGACUUGAGCAAGUCCAAGACCGAAUUGGCACUGGACGAUGAGGCAGAGGGCGCGGUGGCUUCCGAAGAGGAGCUGACCAACUGCGAGGUCUGUGAAAGUCCGGAGCGGGAAGAUGUGAUGCUGCUUUGCGACAGCUGCAAUCAGGGAUACCACAUGGACUGUCUGGACCCGCCGCUUGACGAGAUUCCCGAUGGUUCCUGGUACUGCGACAAUUGCAUUGAUUCUGAGGACGAAGAUCCCAAUGAGCAGCUGGACGACUUGAGUCAGUUGUACGAUGAUAUUAGGGGAAUGGGCUUGCCGGAGACUCGACUCAGGGUGCGGGAGGUGCAGCAACCCCCGAGAAUCCUGCGCACCAGCCAAAACGAGCGCAUUCGGGCAGCCGUACUGCGACGCACUCGCUCCGGUAUUGCAUCAGCUGAAGAUUCAACUUCAACCCGAACGCGUACGCGCACUACCACCACUACCACAACCACUACAACAACCACUCGUCGCACAACUUCUAGCACCACCAAACGUCCCGCUCAGCGUCGCCGGCGGAGGAGGACUCGCCAUCGCACCUACGUGGUUGAGUACGACCUGAACAACUUUGACGAGAAGUUUGCCCUGAAGACGAGCAAGAAGGUAAUCCGGCGACGUCGACGGCGGCGUCGCCGUGUCGUGGCUUCUGCCUCUAGUGCGGAACCUGGUCGUCGUCUUACCGCCAGCAAGCGACUGGCGGAGCAGUUGGGAGUGAAAACGGACGGUGUGCAGCGUUCACAUCUAAGCGGUGGAGGGGCCUCCAGCUUCUCGCUCUUUGGGAACGCCAACGAUCUGGAGUACUUCUCAGACAGUGAGCCAGACCCUGGGGGCAGUGCCACUUUUUCUGGAUUUGGAGCGACUGCCGUGCAAACCUCAGUGCGCAUUGCUAGUAUAGGAGCACCGCGCAUCCGUAAAGCGUUGCUUCAAGGUAAAGCACGCGUAGCUGCCACGCCUUCAGUUCCGUGUCCAGCUUCAGCUGGAGACAUACUGUCCUCCAUUUUGGAUCUUCAGGAUCGCUGGCACGACGCUUCGCGCAACCUGGGCGAUGUCCAUAUUAGGGCAGAUGGUACCCUCAACCUCCCCCAGAGACCAGCGGUUGCAGCAACACGAGUAGCAGCGCAGCCAGAAGCUUCUUCGAAGCCGGAGGAGCAUGUAACCCAGGCGCCACUUUACCAGCGCGGAGGAGCCGGACCCAACUUUGGUAGGGGUGGAGGAUCAGGAGCAGGUGAUAACUACAACAAUCGUUUCAGCGGAAAUAACAGUUACAGGGGUGGUGGAGGAGGCGGCGGAGCAACAGGUGGUGGUGGAGGAUCUUCCUCGCGUCAAGCGACGGGCAGCGAAGAUGGCCAAGCGGUCGGCGGUUUCAGUAACCAAAACUUCAGUAGUCCCAGCUCCAACAAUGGCAACACAAAUGUGUCAAGCUUUACUCCCUUCCACCUCCGCUUUAACACGCCCACCCGCCAGCAGCAACAACGCCAGCAGAACUUGCCCCCUGCCAACCAACCCACACCACCUUUUCGAGGAAGUGCAGCACAUUCGGCUGCGGUGGCAUCGCCAGUGGGCAGCUUUCCAGGACAGCCUCCGAUGUUCGCUCCUCCUGUAAAUCACCAUGCGGCACCGGUAAUGGGACUGCCGCCAUUGCUAACAGUACCACCUCCGCCCAUGCCUCCCGCCAGUCUCCCAUGGAACACUCCGCUAUUCAAGAUGAACACGCUGCAGCAGUCACCGUUAAAAGCCAAUGAUCGAAACGUGGAUGACGAUGCCGACAAUUGUCCGAACUUCUCAAUUUACUCGCAGGAAUCGCAGGCGGUGGCCAAUGCCUCGGCUAUGUCGUCGGGGGUUCCACAAGGACCGGCUGAUGUGUCUGAUAAGGAUGAUGACGAUAUGAAUGAAGAUUUAGUACAAUUAGAUGAUGAUGACGAUGACAACGAGAUACCAUUGCCCCCGGGACCCGAACCCGAAUCCGUACCCGAAAAAAUCAAUGAUGAUUUGUACGAGCCGGAGAAUCCAACGGAUGAGCCGGAUGACCCGGAAGUAAACGAAAAGUCCUGUGAUGGUAAGCCCAUAGAAGACUCGGAGGCCUCCGAUCACGAGUCCAGCAACAGCAUCUCCAACGAACCCGCAGCCCCUCUAGAGGAGAACGAUGUAGAGGAAGCUAAGUCGCGCAGCACUCCCAGCCCGGUGGUUAAGGGGGACCGAGUUGCUGACCGAGAUCGGGGUAAGGGCGUUUUAGAGCUGUAUGAUGACAGCGACUGGGAGGAGUUAGACAUUGACAAGCCGAAGGAAUAUGAGAAGGCCCUUGGGACGGGUACCGAGGGACAUGCCAGCCCCAACUCGGCGACAUCUAAGAAGCCAGAUUCCGAAAAAGAUGGAGAUGGUGAGAAGGAUGACAACGCAAGCAGCAGCGAGCACGAGCAGGACCGCUCUUACACGCCAUGUCUGGACGAAAAGAAUAUGGCGGAAGGUGAGGAGGAUGAGGCGACGACUGGGGCAACGGAGCAGAACGAUGCCAGCACCAGUCCCAAGACGGGUUCCUCUAAGGCUUCCGAUGACGAGGAGGAUCCGGAUCAAGCUAUCGUCACGCAUGUUGUGUCAGAGGAUGAUCUGACCAACGAGAACGGCUCAAAGCGACGCAGUCGAAGUCGCGGCGGGGCGGCCAAAAGGGGCAAGUCCAAGUCUAAAUCGCGUUCAAAGCGCAACAAGGAUGAAACAUUCAAGAAGGUUGGUAAACGACAGAAGGAUCGCAACUACCGUGCUGACAAACCGGACCCAGAGCAGAGCCCCGAGCUGGGUUCUAGGAGUCGUACUCCAAAGAGCCGCACCAAGAGCCCGAAGCGAAUCAAGACCGUCAGUCGUAGUAUAAGUGGGAGUAAGAGCAAAAGCAGGAGUAGGAGCAGGAGUCGUUCUCCCAGCCGCAUUCGGAACAGGCGUCGCCGUGGCAGCCGCUCCAAGUCAUAUUCCCGCUCCCAUUCAAGGUCCCGAUCGCGUUCCAACUCACAUAGCCGCCAAAGAUUUUCUCACCGUGGACGGGACCAUCAGCGUGGCUUUAUGCGUGGUCGUGGAGGCCUGCGUUUCAACUACCGCAACCAACAGUUUCACAACAGACCGUUCCAGCACUACAACCACAAUUACCACCAGAAUCAUAACUACCACCAGCAGCACCAUCAGCAUCAGCAUUACUUUAACUAUAACCAGCAAGGUCAGCACCAGCAGUUCUUUCAGCGUCCUAAACGAAGAGAGCUACCUCGAUAUGAUGUACGGAAUGUGGUGGGUGCAUCGAGGCAUCAACACCACGCUAAGGAUCGCUAUGGACGAGACGCAACGCGGUCGGGCAGAAGUCGUUCGGGAAGGCGCAACUCGCGUAGUUUCUCGCGAAGCGUUUCGCGAGGAUCGAGGGGUUCCCUGCGUUCCCGUUCUGGUUCGCAAAAACGGUUUCGCAGCUUUAGCAUCUCGCCGACGCCACCACCAGGAACCUCCCCUUCACCUCAGAAGCAAGGCGGUCGAACAACAUCUUCGGGCAGACGCUAUGCCGCGCGCUCUCCCUCGCCGCUGCAGCCUCCUCCAAUUGAAAGAGACCGUAGCCAAGUGUCUCUGCACUCCAGAGGAUCCCGCUCGCGCACUCCCAAUCGCAUUAAUGGAGGAGGUAAUAGAUCGCCCCUUUAUAUCGGCUCACCGCGUUAUACGCCACGCUUGAGUCGCAGUCGGAGUCGUUCCAAAAGUCCCAAGGAUGCCCCCAAGAAGAAGAAAAAGAAGUCGGAUAAGAAGAAAAAGAACAAAAGGAGAACGGGUAGCGGCAGUCCGACGACGGCCGCGCGGAUGCGACGCAUCUCGCGGCAGCGCGAUCCCUUUGAGGAUGCUGACGACUUCCUGGCGCCUCAGAGAAAGCGAAAGAAGGGGGGAAUGACCACUAGUCAGUGGUCACCAUCGCCUUCACCAGGCCGCUGCGAUUUCUUACACGAUGGCGUAUGCCAGGACAAGAACCCGUCUUGGACGCCGCCGCUGGGAUCGCCCAAAGGUCCCGGUGGUCACUACGACAAUGAUGGCGGUUUGACGCCCAAGAGGGCAAAGCGCAAGCGGGAUAAGAGCAAAAAGAAAAAGAAGCAACAUCCCCUGGAGAAACAACGCAAGGAGAAAAAGCGUAAACGGCGCACACAGACGCCAGAGCCACUGCCCUCUAAGGAGAUAUUUGCCUCGGGCAAUAACAUUCUGGUGAGCGUGAGCUUCAACAAGGAGUCAAACACGAACAAUGCGAUCUCCACGUUGGGUUCUCAGCAACAGUCGAUAGUCACUAUGCCAUCCGGCAGGGAAGAUCUGUUGAGCAAUCGCAUAACCUCUAUCGAUCUCCUGACUAACAGUAACAUUAGCAGCGUUGUGGGAGCAAUCAAGAAGGGGAAGCGGGACAAGACCCGCAAGCGCAAGAAGCUGGAGGCUAAGCCGGUGGCCAUCAUCGAUCUGGAACGCUCACCCUUCCAAGUGCACCAAGAGCCGGCGGAUGUCAUUGUGCUUACAGACAGCGAGGAUGCGACGGACCAAAACUCUACGAGAAGGGAGCGGGACAGGGACCACGAUUUAAUGAGGGAAAACGGACAAAGGGAAAAAACCCCGCAGGUCGGUUCCCUGGACACAAUCAUGGAGACCUCGUAUGAGAACAUGACACAGUCAACUGGCCCCAAGACGCCGCCGGAGCCUCCCCUCGUCAAGUUCAACCUGCCCACCAAAAAGAUGCAGCACAAGGCGCGCAGCAAUCCGCUCCACGAAGACGCUGAUGAUAUUAACUCUGCAGACGAGCUAGAGACGGCCUGUUCUCUGGCUCCCGAGGAGCAGACGCCCCAGCACGGCCACGGCACCCAUGAUGGGGGGCAGAAGAUCGGUCCAAAUACACCUCCGGAGUCGGGACCAUGCUCGCCAGAUGCCUACGAUCCCUUCGAGCCAACCAAGUCACCCUCUCUCUCACCACGAUCGCCCACACCAACGCCGUGUCAAAGCUUGGAUCAGCAAGCAGCCGGAAUGCCGGUGAGCAGUGCAAUUGGAUCUGGAUCAGGAGACAAAAAUCAGAACGAUGCAUCUCAUGCAACCGUGUCCAAUGCGAGCACCAGCACCCAGACCCAAACAAGCGUUCUCAACCCGGUGGACCUGGUGAUGGCGCUAAUGAACAAGCCGAAUCAGAGCGGAGCUAUCCAGCAGGAGAGCGAAGUGAGCUCCGCCCAGUACAUCAGCAGCAGCUCCGUCAGCCUGGCCCUGGGUGUUGGGUCAAGCACUGGUGGGGGAGGAGCCGGCGGAGGCGACAGCCAUGACAAGGGGCCUGAUGGCAAGACGAUCACCGUUCUCUCUAAUGUGCUGCUCACGAGCAGCAGCGUUGUGUCCAGUUCGCAGCACAUACCGUCUAUAUCUAGUCCAACGCCGCCUUCGAAGAAGUCCACUCCGCUGCCCAAGGCCGGUGGAAGUGUGGCCAGCAGCAGCAGUGGCGUUGGCAACAUGCCCACCACGAGUGGUGGAGUGGGUGGCCUGCGAAACGGCAGCGCCAUCGGGAAUGCCGGAGGAUCUAGCAACGCCCUAGACGACUCCUUUAACAUGGAUAUCGAGAGCCCCUAUUCUCCUGGCUCGGCGGACUACGAGGACCUGUUCGAGCCCCCCACCUUACAGGAGGGCAGUAGGCGAGCAAAGGGUGGAGCCUCCGGGGGCAAGGUGGAAAUUUUCGAUAACCUUUUUGGAAGCAGUUCGCCCGUGGGCAACAUCCGGGUGUCAUCACGAUACAACACAGCGGCGGGCAAGAAGUCGCAUCGCAGCAAGGGUGACCGCAAAUCAAAAUUAAAAAGUUCAAGAAAUCCUGAUAUUUAUGACGAUGUGCCGAAUUCGGCAACGGAUCUGCAAAAUAAGGACAGACUUUUACGCAAGUUAAAUCGACAAGAGCGUGUCGUCGAGGAGGUGAAAUUGGUGUUAAAGCCGUACUUUAACAAGAAAGCUAUCACUAAGGAUGACUACAAGGACAUCAUGCGGAGAGCCGUGCCCAAGAUCUGCCAUAGUCGAUCCGGCGAAAUUAAUCCACACAAGAUUAAAAAUCUUAUUGACGCAUAUGUAAGGAAAUUCCGAGCAAAGCACAAGAAGUUAAGUCUCCUUAACACGGGGCAGGUUAGCAGUGCGGUUAAAUGUGCCGCGUAUUUAAAAAAACUGUAAGCGAGCAAACGGGAACCUAGGAUGUGGCAUUUGUAUAUUUUCAGCGUUUGGUAGAAAAAUCUAAAGAAUUUUGCGGUCGCAUGCAUUCCUACAAUCUACCAACAAAUGAAACCAACAAUAUUCAGCAGCCACCAUCGCAAAACUAUGGGAAAACAAAAGGAAAAACUCAUAAACUGUCAUUAACUAUUGGAAUUUAGUUGCUAAGUCAAUUUUAGGUCACUUUACGAAUGAUUUUAGACUGUAAGCGAAACACAGAAGUGAAGAUUUUAAAUAUUAAGCAGAAGCAAGUUUUGCCACCUUAUUUUCGGUUUCCCAAAGCACUACAAAAACACUUUAUUUAUAUCAAGACUAGUUCAUUAGAUUGUUUAUUCGUACGACACCUGUAAUGAUAAUAUUAUAACUAUUUUGCAUGAGCAUUAACCAAUUGUAAGUAGUUAAGCGAAGGCAAAACAAAUCUGUAUUUUACCUCUGAUAAUUUAAAUAUUUAAUUUAAAACACAUCUGAAAAAAUUACUGAUAACCUCAAACCAUUGGCUUGCAUUGAAUAGCAAAUUCCUCACAAUGUCGUUCAUGCAGUCGAGUAUUUUUCUUGAACGAAGAUUGUUAUCGAACAAUUGUAAUUAUGUAUUCAUAUGAAUAGCUGCAUGGCCAGUUAUGCAGUUCUUCAAUAAAGCACUUGAUUUUGCAUAGUUUGUCAGUCAUUAUUUUUGAAUAAAGAGUAAGAGUGUUGGCAUUGCAACACAAUUGAUAACAGUAAAUAUAAAUAUACAAAUUGUGCUAAAUCGUUUUGUAAAUAUCCAUAUAAAUAAAAGUAAAAGCGAUUAAUAACUAA
Drosophila rhopaloa is the source of this 8164-nucleotide messenger RNA. Its product is annotated as serine/arginine repetitive matrix protein 2. Bases 488 to 7333 code for a protein of 2281 amino acids. The transcript has 7 exons. NCBI's taxonomy places the organism in Eukaryota, Metazoa, Arthropoda, Insecta, Diptera, Drosophilidae. The record is from RefSeq and is a predicted model, not a curated record.